This is a messenger RNA of Hypomesus transpacificus, 578 nucleotides long. Its product is annotated as hemoglobin subunit beta-1-like. The transcript is spliced from 3 exons. Lineage: Eukaryota; Metazoa; Chordata; Actinopteri; Osmeriformes; Osmeridae. The record is from RefSeq and is a predicted model, not a curated record. Bases 4 to 501 code for a protein of 165 amino acids. Gene Ontology annotation, cellular component: hemoglobin complex; blood microparticle; haptoglobin-hemoglobin complex. Gene Ontology annotation, molecular function: organic acid binding; heme binding; peroxidase activity. Gene Ontology annotation, biological process: hydrogen peroxide catabolic process; oxygen transport.
GGGAUGCUAGAGAAUUUUUAUUAUUAUUCAUAUUCCAGAGACCAAUCAUCAGGAAACAUGGGUAAGUGGUCAUCAGAAGAGCUCGCUUGCAUCACCGGCAUCUUCGCCAAGAUGGACUAUGAAGAUGUCGGGCCCAAGGCUCUGCAAAGAUGUCUGAUCGUGUACCCUUGGACCCAGCGUUACUUUGCCACGUUUGGAAACCUGUACAAUGCGGAAGCCAUCAUCGGGAACGCAAAAGUCGCUGCCCAUGGCAUCAAGGUGCUGCACGGUCUGGAUAUUGCCCUGAAGAACAUGGACGACAUCAAGGGUGCCUAUGCCUCCCUCAGUGUGAUGCACUCUGAGAAACUGCAUGUUGAUCCAGACAACUUCAGGCUUCUGGGAGACUGCCUUACCGUCGUUAUUGCCGCUAAGAUGGGACCCGCUUUCACUGCCACCGUGCAGGGGCACUGGCAGAAGUUCUUGCAGUCUGUGGUGUCAGCCCUGUGCAGACAGUACCACUAGAGCCUACAUGCAUCAGGAUACAGAUACUUCUAAAUGAUAAACUCUUAAAUAAAGAACUGAAAAUGUAUUAAACCUAA